CCUGCCACAGCCCGUUUCACCGGCCGUCCUGUAUUCCUUUCGCCGGCAUCUUCAUUGUGGGCACUCGGCUGUGACAGCUUGCAGCUUCACAGCCGGGUGCCCACUGAGCAUGCGCGCCAAGCGCUGUGCUUCCUGAAUGGCCCCGUCGUCUUCUGGGACCUGUCACGUGACCCACAAGACUUCAGGGAGGGAGGGCGAUCGCAGCGGAAGUGGGAGCGGGUACCUGUCAAAUUCAGGUACCCAUUCCCCCCCUCCCCAAAGGUUCCAAUC
Messenger RNA from Staurois parvus, 270 nucleotides. NCBI's taxonomy places the organism in Eukaryota, Metazoa, Chordata, Amphibia, Anura, Ranidae. The record is from the annotation of a GenBank genome assembly.